Molecule: messenger RNA, 2325 nt
Organism: Enterobius vermicularis (human pinworm)
Lineage: Eukaryota; Metazoa; Nematoda; Chromadorea; Rhabditida; Oxyuridae
Source: the annotation of a GenBank genome assembly
AUGGCCUGCAACGUUUAUACGGCACUAAUAUCGGGAUUGGGUUUUGGUUGUGUCGAUAUUGCUCUUACUCUUCUAUUUAUUUACUUUCACUCUGAGGAGCCAAGUUUUGAAGAGUUUAAAAACCAAUUUAGAUUUUACUCAUUUUUCUCCUCAACAGUCGAAUUCUUGGGUUUAGCGGUUGUUCGUCUUGUAUUUCUUUUGUUGGGUCCAAUUGAUCUGUUAUUCCAAGCACAACCGCAGUUUAUUAUGUCAAAAACUUGUCGUCUAGUUUACUCAACGGCACUACUGCUUUUUGCGUAUUCUCCAACGAAGCUGUUAGCCUUGACUGAAGAUAGAUCAGUGCUUCCUGUCGGUGAUUACUUUAUCAUUAUCUGGAAUUUUAUUGCAUCAUUUGUUAGUGAUCGCUACGAAACACUUGUGGAGGAGUCGAUUGAAGACGAACAGUCGUCUGAGGAAGGGUUAAAACCAAAAGAGACAUUUGAGCUGAUAUUUCGGUUGCUGCAGUAUUGUGCCAAAGAAUGGCUUUGGCAUUUGUCGGGCUUUACAUGGCUUUUCAUCUACUCUAUUACACGAAUAUUUGUGCCAUAUUUUACUGGCGAUGUUGUCGCUGCUGUUGUUCGAGCCAAGGCCAGCAUCAAAACGAUGACUAUAAUAUCAUUUACCUCUAGGGCAAUAUCUGGAGGUUUUCGUGGUGGAUCCUUUGAAUAUGCGUACGCACGAAUAAGUCGCGCUAUUCGUCGAGAUUUAUUCGAUUCGCUUGUCAGGCAGGACGUUGCUUUCUACGAUGCACAUAAAACAGGCGAAGUUACGUCCCGGUUAACAGCUGAUUGCCAAACGAUGUCAGACACAGUUGCGAUGAAUGUGAACGUUUUUUUAAGAAACAUCCUUAUGUUGGGCGGUUCCAUGUUAUUCAUGAUGGUACUUUCUUGGCGUCUAUCAUUAGUAACUUUUAUUGUUGUGCCAAUCAUUUUUGUCGCUUCCAAAAUCUUUGGCACCUAUUACGAUGCUUUAUCGGAAAGGACACAAGAAAAAGUGGCUCAUGCGAACGAUGUGGCAGAAGAGGUACUUAGUACCAUGCGAACUGUUCGUUCCUUUGCUUGUGAAAACUUUGAAGCUGAUAGAUAUUACCUGCAAUUAACGGAAAUCCUCAAUAUAACAAAGCUGAAAGCUGUUGCAUACAUUGGAUUUAUUUGGGUGAACGAGCUUUUCCAAGCAAUAAUUAUCAUUGCUGUCCUCUGGUAUGGUGGUCAUCUUGUUUUAACAAAUAAGCUGAAAGCUGACCUGUUAGUUUCCUUUCUCUUGUAUCAAAUGCAGCUUGGAGAGAAUCUUCGGCAAAUGGGUGAAGUUUGGACAGGUUUAAUGCAAAGUGUUGGUGCAUCUCGGAAAGUGUUUGAAUACAUCGAUCGAGAACCCGAAUUAUCCACUGAUGGUAACUACAUUGAUGAACGUAUUAGUGGUCGCAUUGAAUUCCGUAAUGUUAACUUCAGCUAUCCAACACGCCCGAACAUUACAGUCUUAAAGAAUCUGAGCUUUACUGUUGAGCCAGGCCAAACUGUGGCCCUUGUUGGACCUUCUGGUAGCGGGAAAUCUUCUUGUAUUGCGCUUCUCGAACACUUUUAUUCAGUAAAUGAGGGCGACGUGCUGGUUGACGGGAUUCCGAUUGAAGACUAUGAUCACUACUUUAUUCACCAAAAGAUUGCUUUGGUUGGUCAAGAACCAGUGUUGUUCGCUAGAUCAGUGUCAGAAAAUAUUGCUUACGGCCUUACCCAAGUAGUACAUCAGGACAUAAUCAAUGCUGCACAAAUGGCGAAUGCACAUAAAUUUAUUAUGGAUAAUGUUGAGGGUUACAGUCGAAAUGUUGGCGAGCAAGGGAGUCAAAUGUCAGGCGGGCAAAAACAAAGAAUAGCAAUUGCUCGAGCCAUGGUACGUAAACCAGUGAUUCUUUUGCUUGAUGAAGCUACUUCAGCACUGGAUACUGAAAGCGAAGCACAAGUUCAAGAAGCAAUUUACAAAAAUUUACAAGGGAAAUCAGUUCUGUUAGUGGCGCACCGAUUAACCACUGUAGAAAAGGCAGACAAAAUUGUCGUUAUUAAUAAAGGUCGCGUUGAGCAACAAGGAACUCAUGCUGAACUACUCAGUCAGUCCGGUCUCUACGCUACACUUGUCAAAAGACAGCUCUUACAGAAUGGUGAAAAAGAUGAGAAGAAUGUAAAAGCGAAAAGAGACGGAUCUAGAACAAGUUCAUCACCUCGAAGUCAUAGUAUGGCGAGAAGCCUUUUGGCGACUUCAUUUACUCCAUCAACCUCUAGCCUGCAGUCCAAGUAG